AUGGCAAUGGAUGCAAAGUCUGCUCAGAGUGUCGAACUAGAACAUGCAAAGACAGGAGAUGUCUCAGUCGAAGGCCAGGAGAAGCAGAAUGAGUUUUCUGAUGAUAGCGUGGAACGAGAGAGAGAAAAAAAGCUCCUCUUGAAGAUCGACUUACAUCUCAUACCAAUACUAUGCCUUCUCCUUCUGUGUGCGUUUCUCGACCGUAUCAAUAUCGGAAACGCACGCAUUCAGGGCCUUGAAGCUGACCUUGGAAUGUCGGGAAACGAUUAUAAUAUCGCCCUUUUCGCAUUCUUCGUUACCUACGUUGCCUUUGAAGUACCCUGUAAUAUCUUGUUGAAAAAGAUAAGACCUUCGCUCUUUCUGAGCGGUAUCAUUGGCGGAUGUGGCAUUGUCACCAUCGGUCAGGGUGUGACGCAGUCCUUUGCCGGUCUUGUUGUGUGUCGAGUCCUUAUCGGAUUCCUCGAAGCUGGGUUUGUACCUGGAUGUGUUUAUCUCAUAUCCAUGUACUAUAAACGCCAUGAACUUCAGUGGCGAGUCAACUUAUUUUAUGCUUCGUCCAUCAUUGCAGGUGCAUUUUCGGGUCUUCUCGCUUAUGCCAUCGCCCACAUGGACGGUGUUUCUGGAUAUGGUGGUUGGAGAUGGAUCUUCAUAUUGGAGGGCGCUUGCACUGUUCUCAUCGCCGUGUUUGGGUAUUUCAUAACCCCAGACUGGCCUCAAACAGCGAAGUUUCUCAAGCUCGAAGAACGCGAGCUUCUCCUUCGUCGACUUGCCAUGGACACUCCUGAUUCUGCAAUGAAUCACUGGGACAGGAGCGCUGCAAAACGCAUCUUUGGGGAUUUGAAGAUCUGGCUUGGUGCCGUGAUGUAUCUCGGAAUUGUCACGACAACCUACAGCACAUCUUUCUUCACACCGACCAUCCUCAAGCAAUUGGGUUGGACGUCCCUUCGCGCCCAAUAUAUGUCAAUCCCUAUUUACAUCGCGGCUGCCUCGAUCACUUUACUCGCCGCAAUGUACAGCGAUCGCCUCAAGCACCGAUUCGGCUUUAUCCUCGCCGGAUGCGGUUUGACGACGAUCGGCUACGGCGUUUUGCUCUCCAUGCAUCAAGUCUCCGUCGGCACUCGCUAUUUUGCACUAUAUCUCAUCACAUGUGGCUGCUGGCUUACACAGCCCAUCACAGUCGUCUGGCUCAACAACAACCUCGGAGGCCACUACAAACGAGGCGUCGGUGCGGCUAUUCAACUUUCGAUCGGAAAUUGUAGCGGUUUCGUGUCAAGCAACAUCUUCCUACCCGCACAAGCCCCUACCUAUCAUCUAGGCUUUGGUGUCGGAUUGGCCUUCGUCUGGAUGUGUGUCUUCUCGGCGGUGGUACUCUUCCUCUGGAUUCAAAGAGAGAAUCGACUUCGUGACACGGGCGGGCGAGACUAUAGGUUCAAUUUGCCACGGGAGGAACAACGGAACUUGGGUGAUGACCAUCCUAAUUUCAGAUUCACAAAUUAG
Messenger RNA from Rhinocladiella mackenziei CBS 650.93, 1497 nucleotides. RefSeq lists its product as uncharacterized. Lineage: Eukaryota; Fungi; Ascomycota; Eurotiomycetes; Chaetothyriales; Herpotrichiellaceae. Bases 1 to 1497 code for a protein of 498 amino acids. Gene Ontology annotation, molecular function: transmembrane transporter activity. The record is from RefSeq and is a predicted model, not a curated record. Gene Ontology annotation, biological process: transmembrane transport. The transcript has 5 exons. Gene Ontology annotation, cellular component: membrane.